Molecule: messenger RNA, 12027 nt
Organism: Ictalurus furcatus (blue catfish)
Lineage: Eukaryota; Metazoa; Chordata; Actinopteri; Siluriformes; Ictaluridae
Gene: baz2a
Product: bromodomain adjacent to zinc finger domain, 2A
Exons: 29
Coding region: 592-7785 (2397 amino acids)
Cellular component (GO): rDNA heterochromatin
Molecular function (GO): DNA binding; protein binding
Source: RefSeq, a predicted model, not a curated record
UGUAUCAGCAAGAAAACUUGAAUAUCUUGUCUGCUUAUCCAUGACAUUUUAGGCGGACAUGUGGAAUACACCAUUUGUGAUGUCGGCCACAGCGACGUGCUCAUAUUCAUAUCAAUGCCAACAUUUUGCACAUAACUACAGUGCCCUCCACUAACAUUGGCACCCUUGGUAAAUAUGAGCAAAGAAGGCUGUGGAAAUUUGUCUUUGUUUAACCUUUUGAUCAUUUGUUAAAAAACUUCACAAAAAUAUUCUGCUGUCAUGGAUAUCAAACAAAAAACAGCACAGAUAUAUAUUAUAUAUAUAUAAACUUUGUUAAAUAUAUGUGGCACCCUUUUAGUCAAUACUCUGCGCUACCUCCCUUUGCCAAGAUAACAGCUUUGAGUCUUCUAUAAUGCCUGAUGAAGUUGGAGAAUACAUUACAAGGGAUCUGAGACCAUUCCUCCAUACAGAAUCUCUCCAGAUCUUUCAAAUUUCGAGGUCCACGCUGGUGGACUCUCCUCUUCAGUUCACCCCACAGGUUUUAUAUUGGCUUCAAGUCAGGGGACUGGGAUGGCCAUGGCAGGACCUUGAUUUUGUGAUCCGAAUGGUGAUAUGAAUGUAAAUGGCAUCACUACUGCAGAUGGGGGCAAUCAGACUGGCCCCCACCCUCCUCCUUCCUCUUAUCCCCAUCAACACCAUCAAUCCAUCAUGGAAUAUGACUACUUGUGGGCCCCAAACCAUUACAAUCCUACCUUGGGCUCUGACUCUGGUUGUGGCACCCAAGAUACAGCCCAAAAACAGCAGCACCCCCCUCAUGCCUUUCAGGGACACUACCCAGUCAGUAGGAACAUGGGGAGUUCUCAGCAACCCCCAGUGACAAGGGAACAGUACUGGGGGCUGGGAACUCCUGGCCAACAGCAAGGUGGGUCACCUGUGACGAUACGAUACUCUCAUGGCAUGUAUGGUGUUUACUCAAACCAGAUGCAUACUGAUAUCUCACCAAUGCAGCAUCAGUCUCCAACAGUGCUUCAUCACCAGCAGCAACCCCCACCUCAGCAUCUGCAGCCACAACAGCAGCAUUAUGGCAUGGUGCCAAAUGGAGUCCCCUGUUAUCAAUCUCAGCAUGCACUUCUGUCUGCUGAGCAAUCUGAACCCCUGACUCCCCUGAUGCCUACUGCACAGAUGUUUACCCCCCUACAAGGAUGUCCGCAGCACCAUCACAUGGGCCAUGGCAGUACUGAUGGUUCCAUGGCAAUGCAGGUAUCAAUGAUGUCACCAUCUGCAAAGCCUGAUAAUGGUUCAUCCCAGGGAAAGCAGAGUCCAAAGAGAGGCACUGUGACCCAUUCCUCUGGGAUUCAAGUCUGUAGAAAUGAUUCCUACCAAGACGUGGAUCAAGAUUACAGUGGUACUAAGAGGACAUCUGCCCUCCGACAGCUGUCCACAAGUGACAGUUUUCCUUUGAAUGCCCCAGAAACUUCCCUAGUACCCACUAAUGACCAUAAUUUGCAAGUCUGGCAGGCAGUUGUGGAUACGGAACCAGCAAAACUGUGUCAUGACAUAGAAACCACUUUCAAGGAGUUGAGUCCAACUCCUGCCCCUGCCACUCAAUCAUCAAUGGAAACAGCAUUUCCUCAAACUAUUCCUGAGCCUACUCUGGUAUCUCCUCAACCACUGUCAGUACAUGCUUCAGUUUUACCAAAGCCUGGAAUAAGCACCACAUCAGCCGUGGCUUCCACUCCUCAAUUACUCACCACACCUCCAUUAAUAGUCCAAACACUAAGACCUCCUGUGGUCUCUUUGUCUCCAUCUUUUGUUACAGUGCCUUCAGUACUUUCGACUUCAAUAUCUGCUAGCUCUCCAAUGAGUCAAGGCUCCAAAGCAUCGCCUGCUAUAUCUAUAUCACCUGUAACUAUAUCUCAGAGCCAGUCUCUGGCAUCACCUUCCAAGACCUCUGCAGUUCGACAUAUAGCCCGUACACCUCUAGUACAGAACCAAGAUUCCAGUGGUGUACAUGUUACUCAGUCACCUUUAUCUCAAAGGACACAUUCUCCUUUGCUCCCCAGGCCUUCCUUCUCAUUGGCACCUGCACAAAGGGCUUUGGAAUCCCCUCCUAAAUUCCCAAGCCCUAAAACCAAUUUUUUGACUGAUACAGGUGUUGAUAGUUCUAGUCUUUGUACAUUCCCUACACCUAUUGCUGUUACCUCUACUUUUCCUUUUACUGCUUCUGUUUCUUCUCAAAAGCGUUUAUCUGCCCAACAGUUCUCUGAGCUUCCCCUUGUUAUAACUAAUACAAAUAUUGUAUUAUCUUCUUGUCAGGGAACAGGUAAUGAAGCUUCUCAUGAAUCAGAGCAACAGACUACUGACAUGCCAUGUUCUCCGAUGAAAACCAACAAUGUAUCUGAAUUUAGAUGGACUCACUAUAAAGUCAAUGUGACUAGUUCAGUGUGUAAACAGGAGGACCACACAGAUCCCUCCAAUGACGCUCUUGAUAAAACCCCAGAGUCAUCUUUGAGUAUGCUCUGUACAAAAGAAACAGAGAAGGAUUGUUUACCUGUAGUUAAAAAGGAUAUAUGCACCAGCAAUGACCAAGCCACUUCUGGGAAAGGAAAUGAUAACACAUUAAAUGAUUUAUGGGAUACUGAGACUAAGAAUGACAUAUCUUUGGCUGGGAUCAUUUAUGUUAAUAGGUCUGAAGCAGUGGAUUGUUGUGAGCACACCCAGGAUGAAGGUUCCUUCAUGUUUGCAGAUGGGUCCAUCAACAAAGACUUGGGAGAAAUUUUGCCAGAAAAUCACCAGACAGAUGACACCUAUUGUGAAAAAGAUGCAAUGGAUCUGACCACUAAGAACUCCAAUGACACAAUAACACUCAAGGAUAAUUCUCAGAUUCAUAAUUCUUUAGAUGACACUCCACAAGCUGACACUUCACAUCAUUUUUCAUCUAUAAAUGGCUUCUCUGAUAAGUUUAAUAAAGCCAACAAAACAGAGAGGAAAGAGAAAAGGCACAACGCGUCAGGCUCUGGCUUAUGUGUGAAUUAUACCAUCCUUGCAGUAGCAGACACAAGAGGGCAGGAAAGUACUGGUACAUCUGUUGUAGACACCAGCCUACCAUUACCUACCACCCCAUGUUCCAUGACAAAGAAGAAGGCACGCAAGACCAAGACCACAAAGGGUUCAACUUCUCCUGCUCAAAGUUCAUUAAGAGGCAUUAAGAAAAAGAGAAUAAAGUCAACACCUAAAGCUCCCAAAGUGGAUAAAGUGAAGGGUGAAAAGAAAAAUGAAGAGAAACUACCGUUUGCAACAAAGAAGAGCAAAACUUCCAAAGAGGCACCUGCCUCUGCCUGCUCUCUUCCUGAUGAAGCUUCAUCACUUCUGCUCAAAGGAGGCUUUAUCAGUGACUUACACUUGGCCCAUGAUGUUAUGCACCCCAUUUCAAAAUCUGAGAAUAUGAAGGCCAGAGCAAAAGAAACUGCUGGAAAGUGUUCAAAGGCAUCCAAAAUCAAAGUUGUUUUGGAUGAAAAAGCAAAGGAGGACAACGAUGACAGUGACUUGAUAACAGGAGCAACCCCGAGGCGGAGAAUUGCUACAGAAGAGCAAGUCAUCUUCCCUCUUCUCCAUGGUUGGAGGCGAGAGAUUCGUGUGCGGAAGCUUGAAGACCGACUGAAAGGAGAAACAUGGUACUACACUCCCUGUGGGAGAAGAAUGAAACAGUUCCCUGAGGUCAUUAAGUACCUGAAGAGGCAUGAGGAAAAUCUGAAGGGAGUGACAAGGGAGCACUUCAGUUUUAGCCCACGUAUGCCUGUGGGUGACUUCUAUGAGGAGCGAGACACACCUGAGGGGAAAAAAUGGUUCCUUCUGGCCAACGAAGAGGUCCCAUCCAUGAUUAUGGCAAUAACUGGCAGACGUGGUCGCCCUCCAAACCCUGACAAGAAAGUCAGGCCUCAAUCUAGAGCCCUUCAGCCCAAGGGGGCCCCACGUAAGCGUCCGGGCAGACCUCCCAAAUUGAAAGCGGUCGAUCUGCUGAGCAAAAUAGAUGCCAGGCUGUUGAAGAGACUGGAGGCAAAGGAGGAGCUCACAGAGGAAGAUAAAGUCAAACUGGCCAAGAUCAAGAAGAAGAUGAAGAAAAAGGCAAGAAUGAAAAAGAUGGAAGAUGCUAACAAAAGGAAGAUCAGGCAGGAGAAACUAAAAGCUAAGUUGGAGAAAGAGAGAGAGCCUAUCCAGGAGGACCAAGCUCCGUCUCUAGACACAGACAUCUACAAGUCUGUCAAUGAUCAACCGAAGAAGCCAGGCUAUAGAAGGAAGAUUUCUGUAGAGCAGUGUCCUGAGAAGGUCUGUCCUAUGAAGAGGAUAGCAGGAGCCCGUAGCAAAGCUAAAGCUCUGGCUAAGGCUGAGGCUGAAGCAGAGGCUCAAGCACAGGCAGCACUGGCAGCUAAGAGGCAGGCAGAGAGAAGGGCACAGGCCAAGAGACGCUUGGAGGAGAGGAAGAGGCAGCAGAAGAUCCUAGAGGAGCUGAAAAAGCCCACUGAGGACAUGUGCCUCACUGACCACAUGCCUCUUCCAGAGUUGUCUCACAUCCCAGGACUGGUGCUGUCAGGUGUCACCUUUUCCCACUGUAUCACAGUGGUAGAGUUCCUGCACAGCUUUGGGAAAGUGUUGGGUCUUCAGGUGCCUAAGGAUAUCCCAUGUCUGGCCACCCUGCAGGAGGGUCUAUUGGGACUAGGCAAAAGCCAGAGUGAACUUCUUGACCUGCUAGUAAAUCUGGUCAAUGCUGUGUUGCAUGAUCCUGGUUUGCCACCAUACUACCAGUCAGUGAAGAUCCUAGGCGAAAAGCUGGUGGAUCUGGAAUUGUGCCACAGCACAGUGUCAGAGGUGCUCCGGGUCUUUCUGGAAUCUCAUGGCUUUGAGAGGAAUAUAUGCAAUAGUCUCCGCACUAAAAGCUUCCAAACCCUGAGCCCUGAAGUUAAGGCCUCUAUCCUGGGCUUCCUGGUGGAGGAGCUCAAUGCCAGCAACACGGUCAUCAAUGAAAUUGACAAGACCCUGGAGAACAUGACUACCUACAAGAAGAACAAGUGGAUUAUUGAGGGCAAACUUCGCAAAAUGAAGGCUGUUUUAGCACGAAAAACUGGCCGCUCUGAGGAGCAGCUGCGUUUUGAGGAGCGGAGGCGCAGUACCCGUGUUUGUGUGGCUGAAGAUGAGAGCCUCGCAGAUAGCAGCUUGCUGGAGAAUGGCAGAUCUCGCCAGUGUAAAGAUGAGCUCAAAAUUUGUGAGGCUGAAAGUUCAAACAUUGCAAGUAUUCCUGAGCUGGAGCGACAGAUUGAUAAGCUAACCAAGCGCCAAGAGUUUUUUCGUAAGAAGCUCCUUCAGUCAUCACGUUGCAUGCGGGCAAUGUCACUGGGACAGGACCGGUACCAUCGGAGGUACUGGCUGCUGCCAAAUAUCGGUGGUGUGCUGGUAGAAGGGCCAGAAGAGAUCUUAGCUUCAGGAGACAUUCUGUUCAUGGAUGAACCUAUGCCUCCUGUUGACAAAGAGGUUAUGUCUUCUGGGAAGGUGGAUAACAUAGUGGAGCCACAUCUGUCUCCAAUGCGCAAUGCUACCAAAACACACCUACCUUUUUGCCCUCACCCUUCCAAUAUUGCCCCUCCCCCCUCCAUUUUGUCUCCUCCAGAUGCAGACCCUCUUCCAGGUGAGGCUUCUCUUAUGAGCAGCCCUCGAGGGUGGGGCCGACCCCGCAAAAUCAGACCAGAGGUCGAGCUCCAUUUACGCGCACUCAAGAACCGCCGCCGCCGCCACAGUAAAUCAGGUGGCUGGGAUUCAGUGCCAGGAGAAGUGCAUAAUUCUGAAAUACUAGAUCUCACCCAGUCUGCCUUGCAUUCCUGGAUGCAUCCAUCUCAGUGCUCUCUGAUCUAUGGCUCAUGUGACAUCUUUGCAUCAGGGGCUGAGAAUAGUAAGGGUGGCAGCCAAUCAGAAGACUUUAUGAAGGAGCACAUAGAUAGGAGACAAAUGUUGCCUAAGGAGUCAUGCAAAGAGGAAUCACUAUAUCCAUGCUCAUCUACGUUCAUGUCUUCUAUUAACGAGACUCCCCUUCCUCUUGGUACUAGUCCUCACCUUAGACCAGUCACACUGCCAAAGCUUAUGAUUUCCAAUCCUUAUGUGUGCUCCCCUAAGGCUCCCAGACCUGGCAGGAGGUGCAGGAAGGGCAGUGGUGCUGGGUACGGGAACUUUGAGGUAGAUGCAGUGAAACGCAGGGGCAGACCCCCCUCCUCUCCCUUUCAGGAAAUGGAGCAGAAGUACUUUACUGAGCUAUUAGUCAAGCCCAUACCACAGGAGAUGGUGAAAGGUUGGUGGUGGAUCAGAGAGCCUGAGGAACUCACAGCAAUUUUGACUGCUCUCCAUCCUCGUGGUAUCAGAGAAAAGGUCCUUCGCAAGAACCUGACCAAACACAUGGAGUUCCUGACUAAGUGCUGCACACAACCCAUGACAGAUCCUGUCUUUCAUCUGAAGGUGGAGGAUGACAGACCCUUGCUGGAGGCAGUGAAGCAGCCAUGGGUAGAGCAGAAGUGUGCCAUGCAGAUUGACAUUAGCAUCCUGCAGAUGGUGGAGGAUCUGGAACACAGGAUGGUGGGAGCUGAUCUGCAGCUUAAGAUGGCUCCCCUGAUUGGAUCAAGCGACACUGACAGUGCAGCCGAAUCAUCAUCUGCAGGAUUUCAGGUUUUCACUCCUCCAGAGCCCGACUCUACCAGGGAAGACCUGCAAUAUUACGAACAUGAGGUGGACCCCAGGGAAGACUGGAUGGUGAGGAGCAAAAAAGAGUGGUGGGACCUCUUGCGUGUACCCACAAACCCCCUGGAUCUGGCUGUGAUCCGCCUCACUAACCUGGAGAGGAAUAUUGAGCGACGCUACCUCAAAGCACCACUGUGGAAUCUUGCUGAGGUGAUGCGCUUAGUUCCUCUCACAUCUCCACCUGGAGGAGAGGAGAUUGCCAUGGACACGAUCAGCCUGGAGAAUGAGAUCACCCCCAGGUUGAGGACUUGGAGGCAAGCCCUGGACCGCUGCCGAAGUGCAUCGCAGCUCUCCUUGUGUCUGCUGCAGCUGGAAAGAGCCAUUGCCUGGGAGAAAUCUAUCAUCAAAGUGACGUGCCAGGUUUGCCAUAAGGGUGAUAAUGAUGCGUGUCUACUGCUAUGCGAUGGCUGUGAUCGUGGAUGGCACAUGUUCUGCCUGAGGCCAAAGGUCACUCAGGUGCCAGAAGGUGACUGGUUCUGUCCCACCUGCAAUUCUAUGGAAACUGAUGAAGAUUCUCAGCCAAAACAAUCAGCUCGACAGAAAGCAAAGGCACGAAAACGACAUCCUGCUUGUGGAGGAGAAAGUUCAAAUGAGGAGCAGCGACAGAGGCAGAACAUGACUACACGGCAAAAAUAUGCCUUCGCCCCCUCUAGUGGGACAAGCUACUCGCCCUCCAAACGCAGACGCAUGGCUACACGAAACCAGCCUGACCUCACAUACUGCGAGAUUAUUCUGAUGGAGAUGGAGGCCCAUCCUGAUGCUUGGCCCUUCCUAGAGCCAGUCAACCCCCGACUUGUGCCUGGGUACCGCCGCAUCAUUAAAAACCCUAUGGAUUUCCAGACCAUGCGGGAAAGGCUUCUACAGGGAGGCUAUUGUACUUGUGAGGAGUUUGCCACAGACGCUCAGCUGAUCUUUAACAACUGUGAGCUCUUUAACGAAGACACAUCAGAGGUGGGCAUGGCCGGACACUCCAUGAGGCGCUUUUUUGAGAACCGUUGGGCAGAAUUUUAUCCAAACAGUGAAAAGUAGAGGGCCUGCCAGUAGGCUGCUUUUGGGGAAAUAAUAUUUGAACAACUGAACAACCCCACUAACUCCCCCAAAAAACUUUUGUUAGCAAAACAUAUUUUGAAGACAUACUGUACAUGUAUAAUUUGUUCUAUUCAUUUUGUGCCCUCCUGUUAUUUUUAUAUAUUGUUGCUUGGGGGCAUAGCAGGAAAUUAUCAUUCUUAAUUUCAGGUUUUAAAGAGAAAGAAAGGAUAGGAACUGGGCUUACAUAUAGCACACUGCAGGUAUACUGUAUGUUCAUUGAUGCUGUAAGAAUACAAAGAAAAUAAUGUGUAUAUUUAAAAAAAAAAAAAUUUGUGCCCAUCACAAUGAAAAACCACAAAGUGUACAGGGCUGCGCUAUUGUUGAAAAUUGCCUAAUCUUACACCAUUUACACUUAUACCUCACCUGGUUCAUGUUUGUUUAUUUGGAAAUCAUGAAGGACUUGUUUGAAAUGUCUUGUUUCUCUUGAAAUUUUUGGUACUAUGCUUAAUUUGUGCCACAACUUUUACUAUACCUUUUUACUACUAUCGUUAAUGAAGCACUUUGCAGUUACUUGCUAGAUUCUUUUUCAAAUAUAUGCUCGAUUAUGCAGUGAUCAAGUCACAGGAUCCCAUUCGCCAACAAGAGUGCAUUCUUUGGCUUCCCAAUUCAAAACAAAUAAUGCAUUUCGUUUUAGUUUAUUUGUGAUGCCUUGAAAACAAAAACAUGCUUAUCUGGUUCACAUCUAGAGCAAUGUCAAACAUACGGCCUAUGGGCUGGGACUGAUCUGAUUAAUACCCAACAUAAUCUGGCCCAACAUAAUAAACUGUAAAUUUGUAUUAAUCUAAAUUAAAAUUGGAUCAAAAAUAAAUCAAAGUAUUUAUAAAAAAAUAUUUUUAAAAAAAGAACCUGGGCCUAGCUUUGUUUCUAUGCACUGAAUAGUUUUUAUUAAGUUUUGCUUACGCAUAAGGAUGUGCAUGUAUUUCCACACACUCCUGACCAUGCACAUACAAGAACCCAUAGUGGUAGAAAAGUGUAAUAGCAGGUAAGCUGACUAUACGGAGAAUCUAUAUCAUGGAGCAGUAAUUACUGACUUCAGUGCUCAAAGGUGCAGACAGAUGACACAGAUGGACAGUAAAGCAAAAUCGUAUAAAAGGAACAUUUAAAGAUCUAUUGAUGUUAUACCUUGUCUCAUGCAGGUUUGCAGAGGGAAUGUGUUUUUAGCACCACUGGAAUCUCUAUGCUGAGAGUGUGAAGUGGAUGAUCAGUUGAUUUCGUUUGCUAGGGCUUUUAGCUAUGGGUACAUUUCAAAGAGAAAGUGGAGACAGUACUGGCAUUUACCUGCCAAUUACUAGUUGAAUAAUGACACGUCUUUACUUCAUUUCUAUUGCUCACCCUGCAAUACCUUGCAUUUCUAAAAGGAAAAGACAGCAAAAAUGACAAAUAUUCAUGCUACUGCAGAGUUUCUAAAUGUAAUUGGGAAAAUAGAAUGUGCACACAUACACACACACACACACACACACACACAGUGGGGGAAAUAAGUAUUGAACGUGUCAACAUUUUUUUUAGAAAAUGUAUUUCCAAUGAGGCUAUUCAUAUGAAAUUUUCACUAGACAUCAGUAUUAACUGAAGAAAUCUGGAAAUAUAAAGAAUUCACAGCAUUAAAGUCCAUAAAUGAAGUUAUGUGUAAUAAAAUGGAAUGACACAGAAAAAAUGUAUUGAACACACUAAGAAUAAGCAGUUCUCCAAGGUAAGGUAAGGCAAGGAACCAACUGAAAUCCCUAAGUAAUUAUACUGCUUAUCUGUGCAAAUUAAUAUCAGCUGGGUUAGUAAAUUGAUGGUCUAUAAAAAGGCUUUUCUUUACCAAUGUGUCACAUAAGAAACAUUUCAUGAUGGGUAUAAGCAAAGAGCUCUCCCAAGACGUUCGGAACCUUAUGCUGCAAAAUGUAUUGAUGGAAUCGGAUACAGACAUAUUUCAAAAUUUCUGAAUCUUCCAAUAAGCACCAUUGGGGCCAUAAUGCGCAAGUGGAAGCAACAUCAUGAACCCGCCACGCACAGAAACUCCUCACAAGAUUUCUGACCAUGGAGUCAGACGAAUAGUCACAAGAGCGAAGGACCACUUGGAAAGAGCUCCAAAAACAAUUGGAGGCAGUAGGUACCAUUGUCACAGAGAAGACAAUAGGCAAUGCACACCACUGCUCACGCUCACCAAGCAAGACUCCAUUACUAAAGAAAAGGCAUAUCGAAGCUUGUUUAAAGUUUGCUACAACUCAUUAGGACAAGCCUAUGAAAUACUGGGAGAGUGUAGUUUGGUCAGACGAGAGCAAAAUUGUACUUUUUGGCUGUUAGACUACACACCAUGUUUGGAGAAGAAAUGGUACUGUACAUCACCCUUAAAACACUAUACCAACAGUGAAGUUUGGAUGUGGAAGCAUCAUGGUGUGGGGCUGUUUUUCAUGUCAUGGUACUGGCAGAUUCAUAUAAUUGAAGGAAUGAUCAAUGGAGCCCUUUAUCAGGAGAUUUUUGAGAAGAAUCUGCUGCCAUUCACCAGGAUGAUGAAGAUGAGACGUGGGUGGACCUUCCAGCAGGACAAUGAUCCAAAGCAUACCACAAAGGAAACUCAAUUGGUUUCAGAGAAAAAAAUCAAGGUCUUAGAAUGGCCCAAUCAAUCACCUGACUUGAAUCCAAUUGAACAAGAUUUAAAGAAAAUAUGUUUAGAGGAAUGGGUCAAAAUCUCACCCGAAUCCUGUAGCCAAUUACUUUCUUCAUACAGGAUGCUGUCACUACAAACAAAGGCUUCUCCAGUAAGUAUUAAAUAAAUUUCAGUUAACGUGUUCAAUACUUUUUUCCUGUGUCAUUCCACUUUAUUACACAUAAUUUUAUUUAUGGACUUUAAUGUUGUGAAUUCUUUAUAUUUCUUGAUUUCUUGAGUUAAUACUGAUAUCCGGUGAAAAUUUCAUGUGAAUAGCCUUAUUGGAAAUAUAUUUACUGAAAAAAUGUUGGUUUUUUUUACAAACUACUCAUCAUAAAAGUGCCAAAUAAACUAUUUUUGUUUUGUUCUACUUCAUGCAACAAUAUCUUUACUUCAUUGUCAGUUCAUCUUAGACUUCAUGGCAUGUUCCAUGUUGGUAUGUUCCAUGUUGUUGAUGCAUAAGCAACCCAGCAAGAUGCAUCGCCAUAAAGUAUGACUAAUAAAUGAAGCCCCUCUCCAUCAGCUCAGAAGUUUGUGUGUGAUUGGCCAGGAUUGAGCUUUAUUAGAUUAAAGGAUUAGCUUUAUUAAGUGGCCCACUGGCACUUUGAGUAAAUUUCUCUGAAUGGCCCAACUCAAAAUUUUUAACCUGAAUUUCUUACUGCUUGAAUUUUUUUUAACAUGUAUUUCUGUUGCCUGAAUUUUUAACCUUUUAACCUAAAAAAACCCCAUCAAAUUUACACUUGUUUUUUCAAGCAUUACAAAUGCAUACUUUUUUUAAUCAUUACACAUUUAGGUUCAGGUUCUGCUGAUUCUGAUAUAUCUGCCAUUUUAUCUGUGUUAGUCAGUCAUCUGUCAGAUAAUCUAAGUAGUCACUGAACAUUUGAGUCAUAUAUUUAUAUUUACUGCUUAAAUAUGUGUAUGUGCUUUAACUUAUGUGGUUGCUUCUUCCAUCAAUAAUGCAACAGGGCAAACAUAAAUAUUGCUGUGGAAAACAAUAAUGGAACCUGUAACAUUAGCAUAACACACAGUUUUAAUAACUUAUUUUAUUCUUUUAUCUUCAUGUCGAUCCUAUACCCAUUAAUUUGUUCACUAUACAUAUGAUUCAAGUGACUUGAAAUUGGUCAUGUCCAAAAGAAUAGGCACUCCAGCCACACACCUGAUGCCUGGAAAUGUUAGAGAAAGUAGAAUAUGCAGGUUAUUUCUCUGGGAGUUCAUAUGGAUCCACAUCAAUGAGUAAUUUUAUUCAUAUACCAUUGCUGUUACUAUUACCAUUUUGUAUCAUGAUGCAAAAGAAGGUGUUUAAGUGUGGAUACAGUAAGCGUGGUGAGCAGAAGUACACUGACAUACUGAAAGACUCACAUGCAGUAAAGUUUUAACAGUGUGUUGUGUAUAUCCACAGUGUUUAAUAUUAUUCAGCAUUCAGACAAAUGCUGAUGAAAUGCAUGCCCACACAUAACUGUAUUUUGUUUACAUAGAGUAAUGGAAGGUUACAGUGGUGCGUGAAAGUUUGUGAACCCAUUAGAAUCCUAAAAGUAGACAAAGAAAAGACUCUC